This is a messenger RNA of Funneliformis caledonium, 1410 nucleotides long. NCBI's taxonomy places the organism in Eukaryota, Fungi, Glomeromycota, Glomeromycetes, Glomerales, Glomeraceae. The record is from the annotation of a GenBank genome assembly.
AUGUCUUCAGUUGAAGAACAACCAGCAAAAAAGAUUCGUUUAAAUUCAGGAGGGUCGAUCCCAUCAAAUGAUGUAAUAAAUAAUAAAGUCAGUUCAGAAGGAAAGAUGACUCGUGAAGGGGAUGUUGGAAUUACUGAGUUUGUUGAUCCAACAAUUCCUGGAUUUUCUGGUGAUAUCAAACAAAGAUUCUCCGAUUUUUUGGUUUAUGAAAUUGAUAAUGCCGGGAAUAUCGUUCAUCUUACAGAUUUCAAUCUUCCAGAAAUAAAAUCUACAAAUAUUAUCAAUUCUCGAGCCAUUGAGACACAAAAAGAAGAACCUGUUAAAAAAGAAUUAUCAGAUGAACAAAUAUUUCAGGAAAUGAGAACUUUGCUUGAUGAAGAAACUUCAUUACAAGUUCAAAAUUUACUAAAUGGUAAAAAUAAUUUCGUCGAUACAACGGUUGAAAAAGAUAAAGAAAAAAGGACAGCUAUUCAUCGAUUCUUUAAGAAUUAUUUUGGCGAUAAAUUGAACACAGAGACAAAAGAUGGUACAAUAAGGAUCAGUAUGCACACUAACGAGACAAGGAAAGACAAAAGAAAUAAGCAGCAAAAAAAUGACGCUUGGGAUGCAUUGGGUGGAAGUUUUUGUCAGUUUACUUUAUAUAAAGAAAAUAUGGAUACUAUGGACGCCGUUAACUCUUUGAAAAAGCUCUUAAAGUUUCAUUCAAAAACAUUUUCUUAUGCUGGUACGAAAGAUCGUCGCGCCAUAAGCGUACAAAAGAUAACCGCAAAUAGGAUAAAGGCUGAAAGAUUGCUUGGAAUCAAUCGAAAGUCAAGAGGAAUGAAAUUAGGAAAUUUUGAAUACGUUAAGGAUCCAUUGAGACUUGGCGAAUUGGGAGGGAAUCAUUUUGUUAUUACAUUAAAAAAUAUUCAAGCAGGAAACGAAGGAAUAAUUACAAAAGCCAUGGAUUCUAUGCAAUCACGUGGAUUUAUUAAUUAUUUUGGCAUGCAAAGAUUUGGUAGAUUAAGAGGGUUGUUAAAUACCUUAUUGGAGUUUUACACACCUAUGAUGAAUGAAGAAGAUAAUGAUGAACUCAAAAUCCAAAACUUACCAAAUCGUUCGACUUUUGAAAGAUUAAAAUUGUUAGAAAAUGAUCUUUAUAAUUUGACAGCUGAAAAAGUUUUUACGAAAGAUUAUCUUCAAACUAUUUUAACUUCUCAAAAUGAUAAAUGUAGUUGUCUGUCAGAAACAACAAACACCGUAAACGAUAAUUGCUGUAGUAGGAAUAUUUCAUGUGAAAGUAAGGAGAUCUAUAAUCUUGGAAAUAACAUUAAAUCAAAUGAGAACUUCACCGAAAGGUUGCUGAUUGAUUAUAGAGAGAAGGUUGAUAAGUUAUUAGAAGAACUUGGAUUUGAUAAAAAUUCCGUUUAA